UCUGCUCGUACACCUCGUGCCCGCGCAGGUGUGGCUCUGAAGCUCGUGUCCGCCACCCCUCCCCCCAGCUACAAACUACUAACCGUGGCCGCGCGCUCCCGUGAAGUAAUUCAUUGUAUCAGAUUGAGACGGGAGGAAGAGCGACUCGACUGGUCGGCAAAGCAACUCUGCUCCUGGAAACACUGUAACUCCGACUGCAAGCCACAUAAAACUGCAGGGAUGGCAGCCAUCCGUAAGAAGCUGGUGAUAGUGGGGGAUGGAGCCUGUGGAAAGACCUGUCUUCUGAUUGUCUUCAGCAAGGAUCAGUUCCCCGAGGUCUACGUGCCCACCGUGUUCGAGAACUAUGUCGCUGACAUCGAGGUGGAUGGCAAACAGGUGGAGCUGGCUCUGUGGGAUACAGCUGGUCAGGAGGACUAUGACAGGCUGAGACCUCUCUCCUAUCCAGACACUGACGUCAUCCUCAUGUGCUUCUCCAUAGACAGCCCCGACAGCUUGGAAAACAUUCCAGAGAAGUGGACCCCAGAGGUAAAACACUUCUGUCCAAACGUCCCCAUCAUCCUGGUAGGAAACAAGAAAGACUUACGCAACGACGACCACACGCGCCGAGAGCUGGCCAAGAUGAAGCAGGAGCCAGUGAAGUCGGAGGAGGGCCGGGACAUGGCCGGACGCAUCGCAGCUUUCGGCUACAUGGAGUGCUCCGCUAAGACCAAGGACGGCGUGCGGGAGGUGUUCGAGAUGGCCACCAGGGCGGCGCUGCAGGCCCGCCGCGGGAAGAAGAGCAAUAAAUGUGUAGUGCUGUAAAAUAGCCUGCACAUUUGGACUGUUUUCAAACCCCCGGGGCGACUGUAGCCAGGGGUUAGGGCUCGGGAGGGGCGGAGGGAGGAUUACUAUACGGGAGAGGGGGGGAGGAAAAGAGUGCAGUAAAUGACUACCGCUGUAAAAUGGCUAUCUGUUGGACUGAAUUUACCCUAGGACUUGGGUUUGGGAAGCUUUUGAUAGACAUGGACGGGGGGGGGGGGGGGGGAAUUGUGGGUGGGGGGGCUGACUACCGCUGUAAACCAUUGGGCUCUAUAUCUGUUUGUCUUUUUUCAACAAGCCACUUACACUGAUAAACACCAGGAGGAGACGGCAACAAAAGCUCUAGUUUCUGCCUGGAUGACUUGACACAUGGACAGCACAGGAGCGCCACUGUAGACAGCCACCAGUGGACUACCUGGAAGAGGGGGGGGGGGGCGGUGUGAAGUUAGACGGGUGCUUUAGUUACCCGGGGAGGAUUGAGCAGCCCCCAAAGUAGACAAAUCACCAGUAAUGUUCUAUGAGCUUGCAGUUCAAUUGAAAUGAUUGGGUUUUUAUGGGACAGUCAGUGUCGCUAAUCCUGUGCUCGCAGUGACAAACCCAUUGAGCCGUACUCUUACCACAUUGACCUGUAACAGAGCCAGCUCCAUAGUGAACGCUCUGUCUUUCACACAUUAAUGAACAGUCUGAAUCGAGAAAAAUUACCCUUGGCCCUAGCCUUAAUGUUAAACUAAUUCCUGUGCAUCAUGACCUGAUCUGAAAAUCCAAGUGGCUCUCAGCACCACCUGUACUAAUCUUCACAGUGCAGUGAUUCAGAGGAAAGGGUACAUUUGACUGCAUAUGACAGGCAUUAAAGUACCCACAUGCUGGUGAAUCUACUGAGGUUGGUUUGUCUACUUCAGGGUGUUACCGUCUUCCUAAAUAUCAAAGUGAAGGAGGGGAUUUGUGUUCCCGUUGGAUCUUCUUGAGCUGACCGAACUAUGCUGCAUCUCAGCUCCCGCCCCUUCCUGUUCCACAGAGCUGACUGCUGGUGCUCUUCCUCCCCUGGUUAUAGACCGGGACAAAGAACAAGGAGAAGAGAGGACCGUGUUUACAGGCACACCACUGAUGUCCUUAUCUGGGACGAACGACUAUUGAUUUUUUUUUUUGUGUGGGCAUGUUUGAAGGUCAAAUGUAAAACAACCUAUAACAGUUUGAGGGGAAAUAAAGGUGCCUGAGAUAUACCAUGUUAUCCACAAUAUACAUUUAUACUGGUCAGCUGUAGGCAGCAGCCAUCUGCUUUAACAUGAAAUGCGUGACACCUUUUUAUUAAUAUAUAUCCUGUGCAUACUAAUGCCACAAUUGUCAGGUAAGGCAGCCGGAUAGAUUUUUGGCUGAAAAUCUGAAUCACUAACUAGCACAGUGAGCAUUUAUCAACUGCUGUAUGUUGGAUUCUUUCAUUUGGGGUAUUUUUUGAAGGUCUUUUCAUUCUAAAAAUUGUAAGGGUGUGCAGUUAUAUUUGGGAUUUUUCAGCUACCAGCCUUCCUUGACUUGUCUGCAUGUUUUCCUGGCAGAUUCAGGCUCUCUCUGACAGUGUUUAGCCCUCCUGUUGUUCUCCAGAAAUUUGUCUUGUGUUUUUAUACUUCAUUUCCUGCUUUAAAAAAAAGAGAAAAACUCAUAAAUAUGUUGUCUUAUCAGUAUUUAAAAUAUGAGGUGUAAGACUAUGGGACUGGUCGAAACUUAAGUUUAUUCUACUUUUGGUGCUUUACCUGAAUUCUUUUCUGAUGAUUUACAAUUGGUUGUAAGGACCUGUCAAUCAUCCCUGCCAAAUGCUGUUGUUAGGCAGUCAGGAGAAAGGCUGGCCUCUCGGCUGCCUGUCUAGAGCAUCGCCGGCUCUUUUUCUGUUCUUUGUUUUGAACACGGCUGAGAAGACAAAAAGGAAAAACAAUGCAAGUCUCUUUAUUAUGUACAAAUCAUUUUUAUUUCUUUUAUCGUUUUUUUUUUUUAAUCCAGAUGUUUGGAUGCUGAAGCAGUGACGUAAACAAAGGAACAGGAAAACCAAGCUGUAUGCAAAGUCUGUAAAUAUAAAAUGUGGGUUUGUUCAUACUAGACUAUACACACACGCACAUGACUGGAAACUAUUUGUAAACUAGCUUUGGUUUGUGUAAUAAAUUACUUUCUAUAACA
Eleginops maclovinus (Patagonian blennie) is the source of this 2961-nucleotide messenger RNA. It is a transcript of the gene rhoab, whose product is annotated as ras homolog gene family, member Ab. Gene Ontology annotation, molecular function: GTP binding; GTPase activity; protein kinase binding. Gene Ontology annotation, biological process: small GTPase-mediated signal transduction. Gene Ontology annotation, cellular component: cytosol. NCBI's taxonomy places the organism in Eukaryota, Metazoa, Chordata, Actinopteri, Perciformes, Eleginopidae. The record is from RefSeq and is a predicted model, not a curated record. The coding region runs from base 220 to 801 and encodes 193 amino acids. The transcript is spliced from 5 exons.